CCUUAAUCAAGAAAAGGCGCCGCGCGUCUCCGUCUCCCGCAGCUUUUGUACCCUGCCCUUUGCGGAGUCCUAGGGCCAGUGUAAUUCGCCUCCGCCAUGGAGGCGUCACAGGCGGGGAAAUGCACCAGGUGCAUGGCAUGGAUGCUGAACAUCAAGUACUUGGACACCGACAAACAGGCGGGCGACAGCUUGAAGGCGUCGGAGAACGAGAUCCUGAACCGUGGCCAGCCAGCUCGAGUGUCCUGCCGCCGACUGCUGCAUGCUUUUGCCAAGCUCUUUUUCCCCUACUUCACGGAUCGACGCACUCGGGUCAAAGCGUCCCUCCUUUUGCUCUGCGUCUGUGGCUUGACCUACUUGGAGGUGCAAAACAGUGUGGCCAGCGCAGCUGCCAUGCGGCCCUUGAUGAACAGCCUCACCGCCAAAGACGUGGACGGCUUUUGGCGGGCCUUCCAGCACACAGUGUGGGUGCAUGCACGCCUUCUUCCAAUCGCUUUUCUGCACGCAGCUGUGGUCAUGGUGCUGAUCCUGGACUGGCGGAAGUAUCUUACAACUCGCGUGCUGGACAUGUACGCGAACAAGGGCCAGGGCUACUACCGGCUCAGCGUGCAGUAUGGCAACAUUGACAAUCCCGACCAGCGUAUCGCUCAAGACAUCGGUUCCUUCACGCACUCCUCGCUGAACUUGGUCACAACGCUUUGCAAGGACAUUCUGAAGAUCGCGGCCAACUCAGUGGCGCUCUACGAGAUCUCCGGAACGCUCUUCUGGAUCUUGCUCGGGUCGGCGGUGAUUUUCGGAGUGGUCUCCAUCCUUUUCGCGAGCCCUUUGAUGCGUUUGCAGCGGAGGAUCCUCGCAGUGGAGGGCACUUUGCGCUAUGUGCUCGUCCGGCUCCGUGAGCAUGCGGAGUCCGUGGCUUUCUUCCGUGGCUACGCCUUCGAGAAUGAGAUCUGCAAGAAAGUGCUGGACCAUGCCAUCUGGGUCUCCUACAAGCGCAAUUUUGUGGCGGCCUUAUACAUUAUCACCACCGUGAUUUCCAAGAUCGCCUUGGACAUGUUGCCCAUCGUCAUCGUGGGACCCAUGUACCUGGCUGGAGAGACCAGCUUUGGGACCAUCCAAAUGGCACAAACGCUCUUCCACAACAUGAUGCAAGGAUUGCUCGAUCUCGGCACACAAUUUACGCAGAUCGCCAACAUGGGGGCAGAAGCUGUCCGCGUGCAAGAGAUCUGGGACGCCUUGGUGCACAUCGAAGCCACCGAUGCCAAGAAGCACCAGCCAUCGUCUUCAGAGAGCGAUAGUGGAGCAAGCACCUCUAUCGAUGACCUUGAGAACGCGGAUGUCAUCUCUGACGACGACACCGCCGAGGAGUUGGACCUCCGCGACCUGGAGCCCUCCCUGACGGAGGUGAGGCUGAAGCUCCAGGGGGUGACCAUCUUGCCGCCCUUGGGCCAGGAGCCUCUGAUCCAGAACCUCUCGCUGUCACUGCUGGAGGGCCAGUCGAUGCUCAUAGAGGGCACCAGCGGCUCUGGAAAGAGCUCUUUGCUGCGUGCCAUUGGCGGGCUGUGGACGCGGGGCUCUGGGGUGAUCGAACGAACGAAGCUGGACAGGUGCCUCUUUAUUCCGCAGACGCCUUACCUCUGCCUGGGCUCGCUGCGCGACAACAUACUCUACCCCGGUGCUGAAUCGACCUCUGAGGUGGGUGACGACAAGGUGAUAGAAGCCCUCAAGGCGCUGGGGAUCGAUCACCUGGCGGAACGGCACGGGCUACAUAAGGAGCUUGACUUUGAGAAGAUCCUCUCAGGAGCGCGAGAAGCAGAGGAUCAACGUCUGCCGCUUGCUCCUGCGGAAACCGGCACUGGCGCUUUUGGACGAGGAGCCACCUCUGCCUUGGACGAGGAAAAUGAGCGCACAGUUUACGAGCUUGUGAAGCAGCAAUGUGGCAGCUACGUGUCUGUAGGGCACCGGCCCUCCCUCGUGGCCAUGCACUCCUUGCGCCUCAGGCUUGACCGUCCCAAAGGCCAAAGUUACUGCCGUGGAAAUCUGACGCGGACUCGGUCGUUCGAGCCAAGCCCACGAACCGCCGAGGUGUCCCUGUAGCUGUUUUCCUCGACCCACAGGCCCCGAAGCGUGAGUUUUUGUCAAACGCUCGCGGGUCCAUGGGUCCAUGUUCGUGCCCUUCCGCGCGAGGGAAAUUCUUCGGAGGUGGGCGUGGUUCUUUUUUCGGAGCCCUGUUGGGCAUUUGCAAGGACAUCAUGUGUUCUUGGUGCCCAGCAGAUCUUCCGGUUCCAGAAAGGUUGUUAGAUACUCUCAAUUGGUUCAGUGGUAGUUUCCACUGAAC
Molecule: messenger RNA, 2332 nt
Organism: Effrenium voratum
Lineage: Eukaryota; Dinophyceae; Suessiales; Symbiodiniaceae
Source: the annotation of a GenBank genome assembly